GCAUCACCAACCCCCUGGCGUGGCUCCGCACCCGCUUCUACUACCUACUCAUCCGCCUCUACUUCGACUCGGAGUUCAGCAUCGAGGAGUUCACGCGCGGCGCCAAGCAGGCUUUUUCUGUUGUUUCACAGCUGCUGUCUCAGCGUAAACUUGACUUGCUGGACGGCCUGGUUUCAGCAGAGGUACUUCAGAUGUUGAAGGAAAAGAUUUCUUCACUCUCUGAGAACCAUAGGGAUGCUUUAGCAGCUGACAUGGAUGCAAUCAUGUACACAACAGAAGGAGAUGUUCGCAUUUACUACGAUGAUGAUGGAAGAAAGUUUGUCAGUAUCUUGAUGCGUUUCUGGUAUCUGAAUGGUGCUAACUUACCUGAUGAAGUACCAGGUGAAACCAAAGUCUUCCAGAUUGUGUUUGGAGACGAAAGCACUAAGGAAAAAAGACAUAUUUUAACAGCAAACUAUGAGUUCCAAAGGGAAUUUACAGAAGGAGCAAAACCAGACUGGACAAUUACACGAAUUGAACAUCCAAAGCUAUUAGAAUAAAUGCUUUCUGCAGAAUCUUUACAUUAUAAAUGUUCUGUUGUUACAAAUAUCAGAUAUUUUGGUCUAUUUUUUUUUUCCUCUUUUCCAAAAGGGGGGAAGAACUUUGUAUGUUUGAUUUACCCAAAAUUGUUUCUGAAGUUUACACUAUGCUGAGACUUUGCAAUAAAGCCUUUUCCAUGGAACAGGCUGGUACAGAUUUAGUUGGUACAAGUGCUCAUCCAGGGCAUUUAGAUGGCACAUUUUCACAAAGGCCAGUAUAAUGGGGAUGCUGACUUCUUUUAUUCUGAGAAGAAAGAAAUGCUACUACAACACUUUCAUGGCUGCUGACCCUUCUAAAUUACCUUCAUAUGUUUGUUUCCCCAGGGACUGUGCAGUAUGUAACUGAAUAAUAUGCGAGAUGAAAUAGCAGUAGAUGGGUUUCUUAGAUUGUCUAUCUUCAACAGUUCAGUUUGAGGUAAUGUCAUUAUUGAAUGUAUUUGAGAUUAGGAAACUUAGAGCCAUUAUUAGUGUUUGGUGUGAGAUUGGAAUUUAAAAAAUCUCUUUAACAUCACACUGGGAAAAUGGAUCGUAGAUUUUUUUAUAAUAAAAAUGAUAUUCCUUUCAAUUCAGUAACUCGCAGAUAAUUCCAAGUUCAGAAGUUUGUGUUAGAAUAAUCAGUCUAAAACUUGAAUUUAAGAGGACCUGAUACCAUAGCUAAAUGAAUUCUUGGAACUGCUUGUAGAAGAAAUGAGCAAAUCAUUAUAUAACGACAUAGAAAAUCUAAAAUCCCUUUUAAAAAUCUUGUACAGUUGUUAGAUGGUAAUGGGCAUAAGCACAGCACAGGUGGUCAGGGUGCAGAGGGGAGCUGUGUUUCAAUACUGGCCACUUCUGAAGCAGUUCAAACCCCUUCAUAUGGUGCCAAUAUCUCUUUUUCAUUUACACUGUAUUGUGUUCCAGCUCCAAAACCCUAUGGUUGACCUUGAGUUUCCCCUCUGGUGCUUUCUGCCAGCAGCUCCAGGUGGGGCCAUUCUCUAUGACUUUGUAGUAGAACACAUUUUUUACAUCUCAUCUUGUCCAGGCUGGCUCUAGGGCUACUGCAUGAACUAUCUUUUGUUUAAUUUGUACAAAGGCUUGUUGUUGCUCAGGGCCUUAUGUAAAAUCGUUUUUCUGGGUCACUUGGUAGAAGGGGGGUUACGGUUAGACUGUAAUCCAGUGCAUGCAUUGUCCAGAAAUCCACAACACAUAAAAAAGCUUGUGUUUCCUUUUUGCUAGUUGGUGGGGAUGUAGCAGUUAUUUUGUUGAUCACAUCUACAAGGAUCUGAUGAACUGGACUUCCUGACCCUACUUUGCAUUACGACAAAACUGGUUUUCAGAAUUGAGUUAUAUUACUUAUAUAUUACAUGUUAUAUAUGUAAUGUGAUAAUCUUUUUCUAAGACUUUCUCCAUGUUUUGGCAUAACAAAGAAUAGUGACUUCUCGGUUGGUUUUCUGUGGUCAUGAGAUGAAAUUGAGUACAUUUGGAGGGACUGAGGAUUUGAUGAAUGUACUUUUCUCAUAGAUCACAACUAAGGUCAAGCAAGAUAAAUAUUUCUUAAAGCAUUAACCUAAUGAUGUGAGAUACGUUUGUAAUGCAAGUCAUAGUCUGUAGCCUCUGUAGUCUCUGUUCCAUUCCUCUCAUUCCUGAAGUAAACAUUUCUUUUUCAUAAAAGAAUGAAUUAGUCAA
Messenger RNA from Meleagris gallopavo (turkey), 2240 nucleotides. It is a transcript of the gene MAIP1, whose product is annotated as matrix AAA peptidase interacting protein 1. The record is from RefSeq and is a predicted model, not a curated record. Gene Ontology annotation, molecular function: ribosome binding. Gene Ontology annotation, cellular component: mitochondrial inner membrane. Gene Ontology annotation, biological process: protein insertion into mitochondrial inner membrane from matrix. Lineage: Eukaryota; Metazoa; Chordata; Aves; Galliformes; Phasianidae.